AUGGGCGUUUACAAUAUGCCUCUCAGCAAUCUAGGCAUCAUGGCCGCUAGCAAUGUCGUCGAUGUGGACACAAAGUUGAAUUCCUUGAGGGCAAUUUUCUUCCCCUCGGAGUCGUUGUCAAACGAGAACCUGAAGCUGCUGCUCUACAGACCGUGGGAUUCUAACAACCCGUCCUACGAUGCCGAAUGGAAUGGAAAGCUUCCUGGCAUUGUCAAAAAGAUCGAAGAUGAGGCCGAAAAGAAGAGUCAACACCCUCCUCGAGCCCGUCUCCCUGCGAGUAUUCUGUUCAUAAUUCAAACUCAAACAGAACUAGCCCCAUCCAAGUACAAUGUGGUCAACAAUGACGUCUCGGCAAGAUGCUUUGGUAUGCGCCACAAAGAUUCGCCUGCUGGUGUUGAUCCUCUCAAUGACAAAAUCCCGCCGGAAGACCAGACAUGGCAAAUGCGGCAGACAGCCUCCAGAAGUUGUUUCUCAGGACCAACACCCCCCGGCACUUCUCUCCCAACUGGUCUCAGCCCCGCUACGGACAACGGGAGGUGGAAUUAUGUUGAUCGCAAAGAGAAUGUAGUCCCCGGCGGCGCCAAGAAGCCAUCCGCCACUGCUUGUGACAUUCGUCGGAAGGAUCAAUGCUAUUCCGUCAAGACAGGAAUUGUUUUUGUUGGGAAAGACAAUCAAGGGGCAAGCAAAGUCAAGAACUUGGGUAACAAAGCUACGCUGGAACCAGAUACGGUUGUGGCCACUCUGCGUACCGAGUUCUUGCUGGCCAUGGAUCGUUACUACGAGACCCGAGGCGCCUUGACAGCUACCUGUCUAAAGUCCACUCUCGUGGAGGACAGUAUCCCAGUGGAGGUCAAGAAUGACGGAUUUCAAUUCCGUGACCUCAGUCGCUUGGAUCCAGCGAUGCGCUAUUUCCCUGCUCUGAGCAUGCCCUACGUGAAGGGAAAUGGCAAUCUCACGACUUGGCAACCCCAGCAGGAACUCAGUGGGAAUGAUUUCCAGGCUUGGAAAACUUACUGGUCGACGAAAUACGCCGCCCGCAUCGGCGAGACCAAAGCACUGCUGCAUCUUCUGUACGGCUUUGCGCCUCUCACCUCGAACAUGCAGAACUUUGUGCUCGAGGUGGACCCGAAGGACCCAAAGACGCUCAAGCGGGCGGUUCUACUGGAUGUGCUGGACUUCCGUUUGCACACGAGCUGGGUCCGUCUCGCACUGAGCGCCGAAGGUGGGCAGGAGAAGGCGCUGCAGACAUCUCUGUGUGAUGUCAACUCGCCGCUCAACCUAGACCCAAGCCUUCCCGAUCGGAUCAAGAAUUUUUCUCAAACGGGAGCCUACGCUCCCCUAGAUCCAAACCACAUUAUAAAAGUCCAGCAAACCCAGAACAACACCACGGUCGAAGUUGAACAGAUCAAGGAGGCCAAACCGAGCGAAGUGCUCUAA
Cladophialophora bantiana CBS 173.52 is the source of this 1437-nucleotide messenger RNA. RefSeq lists its product as uncharacterized. The transcript has 4 exons. The coding region runs from base 1 to 1437 and encodes 478 amino acids. The record is from RefSeq and is a predicted model, not a curated record. NCBI's taxonomy places the organism in Eukaryota, Fungi, Ascomycota, Eurotiomycetes, Chaetothyriales, Herpotrichiellaceae.